Humulus lupulus (European hop) is the source of this 1008-nucleotide messenger RNA. RefSeq lists its product as uncharacterized. The transcript has a single exon. The record is from RefSeq and is a predicted model, not a curated record. Lineage: Eukaryota; Viridiplantae; Streptophyta; Magnoliopsida; Rosales; Cannabaceae. The coding region runs from base 1 to 1008 and encodes 335 amino acids.
AUGGGUGCAAAUCAAGGGAAUGUAGUAAAUCAUGCCACCAACAAUGUCGAAGGGGCAGUGGCUGCUGAGGUCCCUGCUGAUCAAGGGGCUAGAAGUUUAAGAGAUUAUGUACUCCCAACUAUUAUAGGAGUGCAUUCAUGCAUCAGACCUCCAAAACUUGCUGCGAAUAAUUUUGAGAUUAAGCCAGCGAUUCUGCAAAUGGUCAAAUCUAUUAAUCAGAUUGGAGGCUUGCCUACAAAGGACCCUAACUUACACAUUGCUAAUUUCUUUAAGCUUUGUGCAACCUUUAAGAUGAAUGGGGUGAACGAUGACGCAAUAAGGUUGAGGUUGUUUCCGUUUGCACUAAGGGACCAAGCAAAUACUUGGUUGAUUUCCCUACAGGAUAACUUUAUUACCACAUGGGAGGAGCUUACUCAAAAGUUCCUUGCAAAAUUAUUUCCACCAUCCAAGGCUGCACGAUUGAGAGGGGAGAUUAAUAAUUUCUGUCAGAUGGAGAGAGAGUCGCUGUAUGAUGCAAGGGGGAGAUUUAAAGAGUUAUUAAGAAGGUUCCCUCAUCACAUGAUUGAAAAAUGGAUGUUAGUCAUUAAUUUUUAUAAUGGGUUAGGCUGUACUACUCGCACUAUCAUAGAUGCAGCAGCAGGAGGGGCAUUUAUGAGCAAGAGUGCCAACAAAGCUUAUGAUCUACUAAAAGAGAUGGCCAUGAACAAUUACCAGUGGCCUACUGAGAGGCAAAUUACAAAGAAGGUGGCUGGGAUGAUUGAAUUAGAUGCCAUCUCAAUGCUUAUAGCUCAAGUGGCAUCCUUGAUGAAACAACUACAACAGAAUAACCUCACAGCUCAAACCAUGCAAUUACAAAGUGUGUGUGAAAUGUGUGGAAUGGUGCAUCCACCUAACCAGUGUCCUGCAAUGGAUUUAAAUAACUUUCCUAUGGAACAAGUUCAAGCCAUAGGAAAUAGCCAAAGGCCAGCCAAUAACCCAUAUCCCAUGUUCUACAAUCAAGGGUGGUAG